UGCUGGCCUCGAUAUAUCCCUGUCCCCUUGUGUCUCAGCCUCUGUGUCUUCCCCCUCCCUACUUAUUAAACCCCUCUCCUACAAUCCUUCCCUGUUGCUUUCACUGCUCUGUGUUUGGGUUGAUCAUACGGUUGACCCUUCCUUUGCCAGCGUCUUUUCACCCACCAUUGUCUUCUAUUUGUCUCCAGUUGAAUUUCUAGCCUUUGGGCAGCUGCUUGUUGUAAAAGCAUAAGCCAUGUUCGCACAACGCGUGGUUCGUCCAGCUUCGGUGCUGGCUCGCCCCUUCAGUUCCUCUGUUGCUGCCUUCCGUGCCCCUUCCAUCCGUGAUCUCACCCCCGACUCGGCUGCUGAGUUUAACGCACGGCAAAAGGAGUUUCGCGAGAACCUUGAGGUGUCUCGCAAGAAGAGAGAACAGCAAGAGAGUCAGUCUGUCGAUGCUUCUGCUUCUUCCUCUGCAUCAUCCCCUUCAAUUCGUGACCGCUUCCGUGAGUACGCUACCGCUCCCACUGCUCCGCUCGAGAGCAAUGGAAGCUGUAACAACAGCCCCGACCUUGAAGCUGCAGAUGUACCUGUUGGGAAGGCACUGGGCUCACUCUCUACGUAUCAUAAAUUAGAAGACGAACAGCUGCUGGAAUCUAGCCAGUCUCCGAAACGCGGUCCGCUGUCGUCGCUCAUCUACGGAACGAAGGAAGGCCAGCAGCUCGACAAGGACAUCGAACGGUCGUUCUCGCAAGUGCUCGCCCGAGGCAAAUACGUCCAUUCCAUUGUCUUCCACGAUGUCAAGCCCGACAAAGUCGAUGAAUAUGUCAACCUCGUUGGCCAGUGGUAUCCUCGCAUGGCGACCGAGCCCGAGAACAGGGUCAACCUAGUCGGAAGUUGGCGUACCCAAGUCGGCGACAACGACACUUUUGUCCACAUCUGGGAAUACCAGCGAUACGAAGGUUACCACGCAUCCUUGCACAAUAUCGCCUCUCAUCCCGAGUUCGAAGCCUUUGACCGGAAGCUGAAGAGCUUGAUCAAGAGCAAGAAGACGUCACUCAUGCAGGAGUUUUCCUUCUGGCCCACAACCCCUCCCCGACGCCUCGGUGGCUUGUUCGAACUUCGCUCAUAUACUCUUCACCCUGGGAAUCUUUUGGAGUGGGAGACACAUUGGCGUCGCGGCCUCACCGCCCGUCGUGAGGUCAUGGAGGGAGUCGGUGCUUGGUUUGUGCAGAUCGGAGAUUUGAACACCGUGCACCAUCUCUGGCAAUUUGCCAACCUGGAGGAGCGGAAGAUUCGCCGCGAACAGUCCUGGGGCAUUGAAGGCUGGGCGGAGACCGUGCACAAGACCGUCCCAUUGAUCCAGAGCAUGCAGAGCCGGAUCUUGAUCCCGAUGCCGUGGAGCCCUGUCGGCUAAAGAGAUUGGGUAGGCUGCGGGGAAGAAGGAUCGGUGAUCACAAGACAGAACCGUCCGAGCGAACUAGCCAAGCAUGCAGAACCGCCCAGGUUGCGGGCUUCCUUUGCAAUCCAUGCACCAUGGAUCAGGACAGGGCAAGAGGGCGAGGAUCCAAACCGCCAGUGAGCGGUUCGACAGAAGGAGCGUGGGGCAACCCAGCUUUGUCCUUUCUUCCACGAAUCCUGGAACUGA
Aspergillus fijiensis CBS 313.89 is the source of this 1627-nucleotide messenger RNA. RefSeq names its product NIPSNAP family protein. The transcript is spliced from 2 exons. Bases 236 to 1396 code for a protein of 386 amino acids. The record is from RefSeq and is a predicted model, not a curated record. Gene Ontology annotation, cellular component: mitochondrion. Lineage: Eukaryota; Fungi; Ascomycota; Eurotiomycetes; Eurotiales; Aspergillaceae.